AUGAAAGACCAUUAUAUUAAUAUAUUAUUGUUUGCUCUUCCAUUAAAUAUAUUGGUAUAUAAUCAAAGGAACUAUUACAUUACACCACGUCAUACAGAAACCAACAGAUCUUUAUGUGAAUGUGAAUUAUAUUCACCUACGAACUAUGAUAGUGAUCCCGAAAUGAAAAGGGUAAUGCAACAAUUUGUGGAUCGUACAACACAACGAUUUCACGAAUAUGAUGAAAGGAUGAAAACUACACGCCAAAAAUGUAAAGAUAAAUGCCAUAAAGAAAUUGAAAAGAUUAUUUUAAAAGAUAAAAUGGAAAAACAAAUGGCACAACAGUUAACAACAUUAGAAACAAAGAUAGGUACCGAUGAUAUUCCCACAUGUGUCUGCGAAAAAUCAAUGGCGGACAAAAUGGAAAAAGAUUGUUUGAGAUGUACGUAUGGUCUAGGAACUCUUGCACCAACGGUUGGAUUAAUUGGUUCAGUUGCUGUGGGUGCGUGGAAACCUACGGCACUUAAGGCCGCUAUUGUGGCAGCUCAAAAAGCAGGUGAUGCGGCCGGUGUAGCUGCUGGUGAAGCUGCAGGUAAGAAAGCAGUUAUUUUGGCAUUACAACAUUUUAAAUUAGAUAAUUUAUUUCCUGAAAUAUAUAAUGCCAUUGUUAAAAUAAGACAUUAUGCUGAUGUCAAAAAUUUUUCCGUUGCUAUUGUUGAAGAACAUUCACUGAAAUGUCAGUCGUUGGACCUUAAGGUUACUACCAAUCCUACAUGCGAAACAUUUGAGUUUAAUAUAGGAAUGCGUAUACCUGAUAGUAGUUUCGUUGAACCAGUAGAUCAAGUUGUACCAGAAGUGUUAGACUCUCUUGUUGGAAAUAUCAAAGAGGUUGCUGAAGCCAAAGCUGCUGAGGUGGCUGCCGCUAAAACAGCAGAAUUUAAAAUAGCAAACGUUGGUGCAGUAGAAUCUACAUAUGGUAGUUGCCAGACUGCUAUUAUUGCUUCCAUCGUUGCAAUAGUAGUCAUAGUUUUAAUUAUGGUGAUAAUUUAUUUAAUUUUACGUUAUCGACGAAAAAAAAAAAUGAAGAAAAAACUUCAAUAUAUAAAAUUAUUAAAAGAAUAG
Molecule: messenger RNA, 1101 nt
Organism: Plasmodium falciparum 3D7
Lineage: Eukaryota; Apicomplexa; Aconoidasida; Haemosporida; Plasmodiidae
Product: rifin
Exons: 2
Coding region: 1-1101 (366 amino acids)
Source: RefSeq, a predicted model, not a curated record